AUGGUGUACACGUUGCCACAACCUCUCUUCACCAGCGACUCUAACCGUACCCGUUGUGCUCUUCUAGCUCUCGGCCUAAAACGAGGAAGGUCCUGCGCAUUACGAGCUAUAAAUGCUGUGGGUCCUAAGCGAGGGAUAGCCUGUAAAGUCAGUCACUCCACCAGUUCACCAGCUUUUCCCUCUGCAAGUCCAUCAGCCAUCAAACCCUUCCUCCAAUCCUUCAACCAGCCCCCACUCUCACCACCACCAGUCACUCCCCCAUCCUUAAACCAGCCCUCCAUCCACCCCGCAACCAGUCACUCCACCACCCACCAACCAGUCCACUCCACCCGCCACCAACCAGUCACUCCCCAGCCCUCCAUUCACUCCAGUCACAUCCACCCACGUCACUCACCCAUUCCACCAACCAGUCACUCCACCCAUCCACCGACCAGUCACUCCACCCACCACCAGCCGAUCCUUCCGCCAAACCGCCAAGCCAGUCAGUCAAGUCGCCAGCUGGCCAGGUCGACCACCAGUAAGUCAUCCCAGCCCCCUUGCCAGCCCCUCAUCCCCGGCCCCCUUGCCAGCCCUCAUCCCCGCCCCCUUGCCAGCCCCUCAUCCCAGCCCCCUUGCCAGCCCUUCAUCCCCGCCCCCUUGCCAGCCCUCAUCCCCGGCCCCCUUGCCAGCCCCUCAUCCCCGGCCCCCUUGCCAGCCCUCAUCCCCGGCCCCUUGCAGCCCUCAUCCCCGCCCCGCCAGCCCUCAUCCCGGCCCCCUUGCCAGCCUUCCCCGCCCAGCCCUCCAGCCCUCCAGCCCUCAUCCCCCGCCCCCUUGCCAGCCCUCAUCCCGCCCCCUUGCCAGCCCUCAUCCCCGCCCCCAUUGCCAGGCCCCUCAUCCCCCCGGCCCCCUUGCCACGCCUCAUCCCCGCCCCAUGCCAGCCUUCAUCCCGGCCCCCUUGCCAGCCUCAUCCCCGGCGCCCCGCUUGCCAGCCCUGCAUCCCCGGCCCCCUGCCAGCCCUCACCCUCAUUCCGGCCCGCGUGCGCCUCCACAUCAAAGGGCCUCUUGCGCUCCUUCCUUCUAGCCAUUUCUUCAAGCAGGUCGCCACCCUGCGCACGCCCUUAUGGCUCCCAGACAUCCUUAAAUCUUAGAUCCCUAAAUCUCAAACCCUUAUAUCUCAAAUCUCAGAAUCCUACAUCUUAA
Messenger RNA from Penaeus vannamei (Pacific white shrimp), 1179 nucleotides. The record is from RefSeq and is a predicted model, not a curated record. NCBI's taxonomy places the organism in Eukaryota, Metazoa, Arthropoda, Malacostraca, Decapoda, Penaeidae.